GAGCUAGCGCCGGCUAGGAGAGCGAGGGCACUGUUGAGCUGAGUGGCCGGACGGCGGGGAUGGGCUCGUGUUAGCUGUUUGCUCCGGCUCCGGUUUGCUUUCGCCAUGUAAGCGCAGGCUACGGGCGCUCUCCACUUUUCCCUCCUCUGCUGGAUCCUUUCUAGGGCAGCCCGGCGGGGAUCAUGCGGAGAGCCCCGGCGCCCGGGCUGCUGCUCCCGCCGCCGUCACCGCUGUUGCUGCUGCUGGGCUUUUUGGUACUGGACAGGGGCUGCACGGCGCAAUACUCCAGCGACUUGUGCAGUUGGAGAGGAAGUGGAUUAACUCACGAGUCCCACAGAAAAGAUGUUGAACAAGUCUACCUCCGUUGUUCUGAAGGAACCAUAGAAUGGAUGUAUCCCACCGGAGCAUUGAUCGUCAAUCUGCGACCCAAUAUUAUCUCUUCCUCUUACAAACAUUGGACUGUUUGCAUAAAACCUUAUAAGAACUCUGCAGGAGCAAAUAUUUAUUUGGAAAAAACUGGAGAACUAAAACUACUGGUCCAAGAGGGAGAUCACAGACCUACCAGAGUGUAUUGCUUCAACUUUGACCAAGGUGGGCUUUUUGUUGAGGCUACCCCUCAGCAGGACAUUAGUAGGAAGAUUACAGGCUUCCAGUAUGAACUGAUAAGCAAGGGGAUGGCGUCUGAUUUGCACAUGAUUUCCGCUCCCUGCCGACCUUGCAGUGACACGGAAGUUCUCUUGGCUGUCUGCUCCAGUGACUUUGUUGUCAGAGGUACCAUCCAAAGUGUAAUCAAUGAGGAGGAUCAGCAAGAUUCCAUUAUCAGCAUAAACAUCAAUAGAAUCUACAGGCAGAAAACCAGGAUCUUCAAUUCUGCUGAGGAGAGCGGUCGGUGGCAAGGACAGAUCAAGACUCUGCUUCAGUGUGGGGUAAAACCAGGAGAGGGAGACUUCCUCUUCACAGGCAGUAUGCACUUUGGGGAGGUCAGGUUAGGCUGUGCCCCACGUUUCAAAGACUUCCAAAGGAUGUACAAAGAAGCCAAGGACAAAGGACUAAAUCCAUGCGAAAUUGGCCCAGACUGAAAUGAUGUUCUUCAGCUGUAGGUUACUCUUAGAGCUCAGCCAGAACUAAUUCUUAGUUGCUGCAGAUCUGCUGAUUUAAAUGGAACUAAUAACAAGAGAGGAACCAUCUGAUGUCAGGAACAAAAUAUUCUCCUUUAAAGAGGUCUGUAAGAGGAGACUGGAUGAGCAUUGAGGAUCCUUGAAGUCUAGAGACUCCUUAUUGCUGCUUGGAGGCUGGACUUCUUACAAAUCCCGAGAUACCUUCUAACCCUAUGACCUUAAGAACCACACAAGCUGGUCCUCACGGCCAAUAGCUUGCUUAUGGAAUUGACUGAAGUACAAAGCUAGAACGAAUCCCGUAUUUAGUCCAUUUGAACUAAAUUAUUUUUAUAAGUUCCCCAGGGUGGGGAGGAAUGAAAUGUGACACAAUCCAUGUCUUAAAAAUAUCAAUCAACCAAUGAACCUUUGAAUCUUUGUAAUGCUAAUGUGUAAAAUGUGUUAAGCAGAUGUAGCAUUUUGCAUGGUAUACACAGACGACAAUGUGGUAGAAGCCGGCGAACCCAUUUUAACAUUGAUGCUUUGUUGAAAAAGAAAAAGAAAAGAAAAGAAAAAAAAGGCUGCUUGUACAAUUUUUUAAAAAAAUGGUUUCUCAUGACAGGAAUUUAUGGAAUUAAACACUUGCUUUUCUUUUUUAAAGAGAGAGAAUGUACAAUUACCACCUGCAGUUUAUGUUCAGAGUGGAUGAGUUGUUUCCAUUCCAGAGAAAUAAAAUGUUCCUGGAUUUGAGCCAAUGUUGUUGUGAUUCCCAUGCUGCUUCUUCUGCCUUCUGCACUUUUAAAUUUAACUGAUUGGUAUCUGCACCAAGGUGGCAAAAAAGCUAUUUUAAGUGCAGAUUUUGUUUAUGUAAAACACUUGCACCACCUUCCAGAGACUGGAAACCUGCCUUCUAUCUAAAGGCAUUUGAAAAGCUGAUAGCAUCUUGAAUUGUAACACUCUACUCAGUACACCAUACCAGCUUUGCUCAAAUCUGGGCAAUUAAAGAGUGCUCUUCUGUCAUUGCUCUUCAUUUACAGAAUUUACAUUCUUGCUUAUAAAUGAGGUUUAGUGUUUCAUAAAAAAGUACAAAUGCAAAUUUAAAUACAUUUGUAUUUGUAUUAAAUAGAUUUGAAAUACAAAUUUAAUAUAAUGGAGAUGUCUUAGUACAAUCCACUCAUGCCUGAUGUAUAGUUCUCACUACUUUUUCAUUGGGAAUUGAAUUUCCAUUUAUUCUCAGUUCUAUUAUCUUCAUAAUUAUUCUUCUACACCAGUCUUUCACAUUCUCGGCUUUCGGUGUUUAUUGUAAGAACUAAAAAAAUUGGAGUGAUCAUAUAAAACAAUAGUAAAGAAAUGGAUUAUUUAGCAUUCCACAAGAACUUUGAAGGCACGGGAUAGCCUCUGUACAUUAUAAAACCAAUAAUUGAUGUAAAUUGGUGUUGCUAUAGAUGAACAACUGAAAAGGUUUUUCUGCGUACUUUUUUCAUUUUUACUUAUACAAUAAUAUAUAUUGGGUCGAAAUAUUCAGCUACUUCCAUUUGACCCAUUUAUAAAUGUAUAUACUCCACUUUUGAUUAAAUGGAUCUCCAGAUUUAUUUUGUGCAUCUUCAAGUUCAGUGUUGACUCCUGGCAACUGCCUUGACAAGUCCCUGCAGUUUUCUUGGCAAGAUGUCAGAAGUGGUUUGAACUUUGUCUCCUUCCGAGAGCUGAGAGUGUGUGUGACUGGCCCAAGUGCCUAAAAUGGACUAGAACUCAUUCUCCCAGUGUCCAGCCUGCUGCCUUAAUCACUACACCAAAUUAUAUCUCCCCAAAUUCACUUCCAACAGAUUAAAAUAUGUCUGUUACAAUAGUUGCAAAUUGAAAAUUGCAAUAAAAUCAACAAUAAACUCUCAAUAAUA
Molecule: messenger RNA, 2989 nt
Organism: Ahaetulla prasina
Lineage: Eukaryota; Metazoa; Chordata; Lepidosauria; Squamata; Colubridae
Gene: METRNL
Product: meteorin like, glial cell differentiation regulator
Exons: 4
Coding region: 183-1079 (298 amino acids)
Biological process (GO): energy homeostasis; positive regulation of brown fat cell differentiation
Molecular function (GO): hormone activity
Source: RefSeq, a predicted model, not a curated record